Molecule: messenger RNA, 816 nt
Organism: Coffea eugenioides
Lineage: Eukaryota; Viridiplantae; Streptophyta; Magnoliopsida; Gentianales; Rubiaceae
Exons: 2
Coding region: 1-816 (271 amino acids)
Source: RefSeq, a predicted model, not a curated record
AUGGUUCCUUACGAAUCCCUUUUUGGUCGAAAGCGUCGGUUUCCGAUUCAUUGGGACGAAAUUGGAGAAAAGAAGAUUUUGAACCCGACUACCGUGCCUUGGAUUGAGAAAGCCUUUGAGAAGGUGAAGUUGAUACAUCAAAGGAUCCGAAUGGCUCAAAGCCGCCAAAAGAGCUACGCGGAUAAUCGAAGGAAAGAUUUGAAACUUGAGAUUGGAGAUAAGAUGUUCCUUAAGAUUACACCUUUGAAAGCAAGCCUAAUGGCGGAAAAAAGAAAGAACUUGCAACAGAGAUUUGUAGGCCUCUAUAAGGUUAUUCAGCACGUAGGGAACGUGGCUUAUAAGCUGGAAUUACCCUUGAACUUAUCCAGAAUUCAUAAUGUCUUUCAUGUCUCCAUACUUAGGAAAUAUCAUUCCGACCCGUCCCAUAUGUUACAACCGAAAGAAGUGAAAAUUGAUGAGAAUUUGUCAUAUGAGGAAAAGUCGGUAAAACUCUUAGAUCGAAAAGUGAAGGAGUUAAAACACAAGCAAAUCCCUCUUGUGAAGGUCUUAUGGAGAAAUCAUGGAAUCGAGGAAGCAACUUGGGAAGUUGAAGAGGAGAUCCGAAAGAAGUAUCAAGAGUUAUUUAUAAAUCAAAUCAGAGAGGCAAUAUACAGGAGAGCUGCAAUAGGGGAUCCAGUGUGCAAAGGCUGUGGAGAGGAACAAGAAACAAUAGAGCACACCCUAUUGCAAUGUCCCCUAGCACAAGAGAUUUGGAAAGUAGCUCCAUUAAUAUGGGAUGGAGCUAAAGAUCAGAUAGGAAACUUCCAAAGAUGGUGA